This is a messenger RNA of Hemicordylus capensis (graceful crag lizard), 7438 nucleotides long. RefSeq names its product zinc finger protein 638 (gene ZNF638). Lineage: Eukaryota; Metazoa; Chordata; Lepidosauria; Squamata; Cordylidae. Bases 37 to 7176 code for a protein of 2379 amino acids. Gene Ontology annotation, biological process: regulation of RNA splicing. Gene Ontology annotation, cellular component: nucleus. Gene Ontology annotation, molecular function: mRNA binding; zinc ion binding. The record is from RefSeq and is a predicted model, not a curated record. The transcript has 26 exons.
UGCCAAGGACCAGUUUCUGGCCUCUCUGAUGGGAAAAUGCAAGACGGGAAGAGAACAGCCGGCAACAAGGGCCACGGAGCGCAGCUGCCUCUCGACCCGCUAAGACGCUUUGUGGUGCUCUUGGAAAGUUUUGCACCCCUUGUGAAUUCUCUGAAUCUUGGCAUUGCCAGCCCACUACUGUUGGGCCCUCCUCCUUUACAGCUUGCCCAGAUUAAGACACAGUUGGCUCUUCACCAGUUGAACUUGGUUGCUUCAAACCAUUCUGUAGCAUCUUGUGCUUUGUUAAAUAAAGCAUUCCUGAAAAUUGCAAUGUUUAACCCUAGAGGAAACAUACCUCCAAGGCCAAGGGGACCUACCUCAGGUGGUCCGACCCCACGUGGACCUUUUCAGGAGUCAGGACCUAGACCAGGUGGUCUUCAGAGACAGCCCCCAACUAAUCCUCAUGGCAUGCCUCAACGAUUCACAGGAUCGGAAAUGAAAUCAGGAUUUUCAGGGCCAAAUGUUCAGGUCACUCAGCACAGAAUGGAUCCAAGACAAACAGAGGAGAGGAUAAAUAUACAGCGGCAACAAAAGGAAGAGAAUCGUACUUCCCGUUGGGAUAAUAAUUAUCAACCUGGGAAUAGUAGCCGUAGCCAGCCUGCUUCAGGAAGGAUUGCAGAACAUACCACAAGUGUUCAGAGCCGUUACACGAAUGAGAGUGCCUCAAGUAUCUUAGCAAGCUUUGGCUUAUCUAAUGAAGACUUGGAGGAACUUAGUCGCUAUCCAGAUGAUCAGCUGACACCUGAAAACAUGCCUUUGAUUUUGAGGGACAUCCGCAUGCGCAAAAUGGGUCUUCAGUUACCUGAUUUAUCUUCUCAGAGCAGAGAAAAAGAAACCUUUCGGAGCAAUGAUAACCGUGGUUCAAUGAUGAAGAGCAAGGUGAUUGAUUAUGGACAUGAAAGCAAGUAUGGAUAUUCUGAGGGUCCCCUUGAAGUCAAAGUCUACAGUUCUGAAGUACCAACAGAGGAGAACAUGAAAGGAUUUCAAGCACAGCAGACUGCUUCAGUGACUGCUACACCUUCCAGUGUACCCAAUAAUCCACUGAAUGCAGUUGAAGAACUAAUACGACGGAUGGGGUUCCAGAGAAGCACACCAACUACCCAGCCCUUUUUCCCCAUGGGUACUGCCAGUGAGUUGCCUGGAUUGUGCCUCCCUUCAGCAGGACCUGGAAUACCUCCACCUGUCCAGCCCAUUAUGCCCCCUGUAGUACUCCCCUUGCCUCCACCUGUGAUGCCUCCUGUUGUCCAGCAAGUUUUGCCUCCUCCCCCUGUUGCUCAGCCCAUGAUGCCAAUUAUGAAUCAGCCACCACCUCCGUUUGUACCUGGGAUAUUUGAGGCUGUAAAGAGGCAGAACAGGAUUCAACAUGAAUCCAGAGGUAAUCUUCCUAAUGCUUCACCUGGACCUACAACAGGUCAGAAGAAUUUCCAGAAAAAAGCAGAGAAUCCUAUUGCAUCUCCUUUUGGUGUAGUAAAAGCCUCUUGGCUUCCAGUGUUUUCGCAGGCAGAUGCCCAGAAGAUGAAGAGACUGCCAACUCCAUCUAUGAUGAAUGAUUACUAUGCUGCAUCUCCAAGAAUAUUUCCACAUAUGUGUUCUCUGUGUAAUGUAGAAUGUAGACAUUUGAAGAAUUGGAUUCAGCAUCAGAAUACGACUGCCCACAUUGAGAGCUGUCGUCAGCUACGCCAACAAUAUCCUGAUUGGAAUCCAGAAUCCCUUUCUUCCUCAAAAAGACGUGAAAGUGACAGAAAGGAGAAUAAUUCUUUAAGGAGGCGAUCUGACAGUUCUAGCCCAAGACGCUCAAGCUCUAGCCAUGCUAGACAGCGAAGUCGGUCACGAUCUAGGACCCCUGGAUAUCGCAGGACUAGUAGGCCAAGAAGCCGAAGUCCCCUACAUCUGUCUAGUCCCAGGCAUAGGUCAAGAUCUCCACGGCGCUUUCAAAACUUCAGUUCGUGCUCUCGAAGAUCUUCAAGCCAGGAGAGAGGAUUUGGAAGAUCAGCUACCACUUCAGAUGAGGCCUUGGAAGCUGCAGUGAAAUGUUUGGGGCCAUGCUUUGUUGAAGAGUUCAAUAAGCAGAAAUCAGUUCAAGCACUCAUCCGAGAAAUUUCUGAAACAAAAAGGACAUCAACUGAGCCACAUCCUGGGAGCAUGAAGAUCCAAAGUAAUCCUACAACUUCUCUGAAGCCUCCCAGGAGGGAUUUUACUCAGUAUGGAUCACCUGAUAUUAAAAUGAAGCAGAUUGAGGCCCCUGGUAUUCCAAGAAAAGGAGCAAUAGUUGAGGGGAAAAGUAAGAAAUUGCCCAUGGGAGCACCAGUAAAGCAAGCAAAUGUUGAUCCCGAAGUCCCAUACAACAGGCUUUUGACAGAUAAACUCUUGAAUUGUGGCACAGUUCUUCGAAUAUCUGACUUACCAGAUGGCUUUUCAGUUGAUGAUAUUAAAAAAGUUGUUCAGCCUUUUGGAAAAGUUAAUGAUAUCUUAGUGCUGCGUUCUAGAAAUGAGGCCUUCCUAGAAAUGAACUAUAAGGAAGCAGUAACAGCAGCAGUUAAAUAUGGCAGCACAGUUCCAGUUUGGAUUAAUUUCAAGCGUGUGAAUAUAAGUGUAGCGGAAAAGCCCAAAACUACCUUCAACCAGAACAAAGGAAAUGUGAAGAAUACUGAACAAAAUGUCAAAACUCUGAAUACAAAGAAAGAUCAAACCAACUCUACUGCAAAAACAGCAAAACCUGUUUCACCAGUAACCUCCACCUCAAAAACCAACGUUAAGGACCCUGGAGAACCUCAAAAGGGUGGGGCGAUAAAGUCAGUUGUUGUGGAUCCAAAAAAGAAACCUGGGACAAUGAAAGUUGUAGAUCAAAAGAAGCUAGCAGAUCUCAAGAAGGUUGGGGCAACAAAGGCAGCUGUAGAACAAAAGAAGCCAGCAAAUCUCAAGAAAGUUGGAGCAGCAAAGGCAGCUGCAGAACAGAAGAAAUCUACAGAUCUCAAGAAGACUGGGGUAACAAAGGCAACUGCAGAACACAAGAAGUCUGAGGAGCCCCAAAAAGCUCAAGAGAGCAAGAAGACCACGGAGCCCAAGAAACCUGUCGAAUCCAAGGCAAAAGAAACACCUGCCCAUGUGCCAGAUCCAAUAGAGGCUGUAAAGGGUGCAAAAGCAGGAGAAUCAAGCACGGAAACAGAAGAAAUAUGUGUUGUGGUUAUUUCUAACCUGCCUGAGGCAGGGUUAACUCUUGAUGAGAUUUCCAACUUAACCAAGCCUUUUGGAGGACAGAAAGAUAUUUUAAUUGUGUCUUCACAUAAGAAGGCAUAUUUAGAAAUGAGUUGCAAAUCUGCAGAUUCCAUGGUGAAAUUUUAUACCUGCUUUCCGAUGUGGGUACAAAGUAACCAGCUGUGCAUUACUAUGGCACCUGAAUUCAAGGAUAUUAAAGAUGAGGAAGCUAUAUUUAUUGCUAUGAUUAAAGAUGCUAAUCCAAAGGUGAAUACCGAAACUCUUCAUGCACAGUUUGUGUAUCUUGGCAACUUGCCUGAUGGGGGAUACUCAGAACUUGAAAUACUUUGUGUUGGACUUCGAUUUGGGCGAGUGGAUCACUACAUGGUGAUAACAAAUAAGAACAAGGCAAUUCUUCAGCUGGAUAGUGCUGAGUCAGCUGCAUCAAUGUGCCGCUUUCUAAGAAGAUAUCCCUAUAGACUGGGAAAUUCACAAUUGACCUUUUCACGAUCACCAAAGAUUGAACCUUUGCCACCUGAAGUCAUGAAAAGGGAGGUGAGAAAACAAGAGCCAAGCAAAGAGAGCCCUGACUUGGAAAAAAAUCCCGAAGGAUCAGGAGUGGUGCAGUCAACUGCCGUUCCUUCAGCAAAGCCCAUUGAGGCCGUGGAAGAACCCAGUUCUAAUUUGAAGGUUAAGAUCCCAAAAGUGAAGACUGAACUCUCGGGCAUUGAGACAGUGGUAUGUGAAGCUGCUUCAAAGUCAUCCAAGACUGAAGCAUCAGAAGGGAAUCCUUCUAGAGUUGCAGCAACAGCCUUGGCUGUUGUCCCAGCUGAUUCGGGCUCAUUGGAAGCAAAAUCUCAGGAAGUCCUUGCUUUACCAUCCAACCUGAAGAAGGAAGAAAAAGUCACGGAUAACUCUAACAAUGAAUUGCUGGAAAAUGUGUCCACAUCUGCAGCUGGGAAUGGAAGUGAAGAAUUAUCUGUCCCUGUUGGUGAACCCUCAGAAGAAUCACUUAGCGUGGUCAAAACUGAAAGCUUAAGGGCAGAUUCUGCCAUGAUAGAGGAGGGAGAAGGCACAGCUGCUCCUGUUUGUGAGACUGUUCCACUAGCCUCUGCAGAAGCACCAAUGGAAGGCCUACAAUCAAGCAAUAAAGUGAGAAUUUCAGAAGCAAAUAGUACCGAAGCAUCCAUAAGCCUACCAGAUAUGCCUGCUGCUAAGGUUGGGGGCAUAGAUAAGGAAGAGGACACCCCUUUUUCCACAACUGAAGCAAGUGUGGAUCUGGAAUCUCAAGCACCUGUGACUGAGACCAGGGAAAUCACCAAGGAUAAAUCUGAAUUACAAGUGGUUGAGGCUGCAACAGCUGCAGAAAAGCAACCCGAAGACCUGGUAUCAAAUGAUGGAGCCACCAAGGAGAAGAAACCUGAAAAGAAUGCAAGUGAAGAGAGCACUGAGCAAAUUUUACCCAAGGCACAGUCAAAUAAAGGACCAGGACAAGCCAAAACUGAUGAACCCAAUAAAGCUAAUAUGCUUGCAGCAGAUUCAGCAACUAGUUCAGAGACAGCUUCUGUUAGUAAGACCAUCUUGAAGGCUCUGAUGUCUGUUCCAAAUAUGUCAAAGGCAAGAGCUUCCCCACGAAGAAAAGAGGAGCAGAAGCCUCUCGUAAAGAUGGGAACCAGGAGCCAAGUGCUUGCAGAGAAGAAACUUGUGGCAAAAGAAGCAAGUCAGCAAAAACCUACCAAUAGUAGGUCAAAUAUGCCAGAGAGCAGCAUAUCUAAGCCGAGCAUAAGUUCUCUUGUUGUUAAGGUAGGAAGUGGAAAGAGUUCAUCGCAGCAGGACAAGAGCUCCCAAGUGGAAACUAAGGGUAGCUCAAAGCAGACCCGAGAACAAGAGAGUAGAUCUUCCAGCAUGAAGCGAGACAACGGCAUUAAUAAGGCAUCUGCUGGAAGAAAUACUAGAAGCUCUAAAAGUAGCACGAAACCAAUGGAGGAGGUGGAGCUUUUCCCUUUUAACUUGGAUGAGUUUGUUACUGUGGAUGAGGUUAUAGAUGAAGUGGACUCUCCUUCUCCACUUAAGAGGAACCCUCCAAGGGGCAAAAGGAAGGAUCCUGUAAAGAAAAGCCUUGCUUCUGAGCCCAGCUCCAAGAGAAGGAAGGGCAAGAAUUCUGCUGCAUGUGGUGCUGAGGGCAAGCCCUCCUUUGUCACAUUGGAUGAGGUUGGAGAAGAUGAGGGUGGGGUGGCCCAGGCAGCAGACCUGUUGAACUUGGAAGCCCUGCCAGACCCCCAAGCACUAGUCACAGUUGAUGAAGUGAAUGAUGAUGAGGAACUGAUUUCUGAAGUGGUCCAAGAUCCACAGUCACUUGUUACUUUGGAUGAGGUAUCUGAGCAGGAGGAGCCUACUGCUCAUGAAUCUGCUAAAGACGUCCUCCCAUUGGGUGACAGUGAACCUGAUCUGAAGGCAGAGCCCUUAGUAACAGUGGAUGAAAUUGGAGAAGUGGAAGAGCUACCUCUAAAUGAACCUUCACAUUUCAAGGUUGAUGAGGCUCUAAAGUCUGGAGAAGAUGAAAAACAGAUUGUUGAGGAUCCUGGAGAUUUCCUUUCUUCCCAGAUGCCAGAAGAUCCCAGCACUUUAGUUACAGUGGAUGAAAUCCAUGAGGACAGUGAUGAUCAGCCACUAGUGACUGUGGAUGAGGUGAUGGAAGAGGAUGAAGAUUUUCUGGCAGACUUUAAUCGUCUGAAAGAAGAGCUUAAUUUCGUUACAGUAGAUGAGGUAGGCAGUGAGGAUGAAGAAGAAGAAGAUGCUGCUUCUGGAGAGACCAAGGGGGAGGGGUCAGUUGCUGAAACAGCCCCAGAAAAGGGGGCUAUAAUGCUAGUAGCCAAACCUGAAGAAUGUAUGUCGUCGUCUGCUGAACCAGAAAAGGGGGCUAUAAUAAUGUCAGCGACCGAACCUGAAGAUGGUGUGAUGUCCUCUACUGAACCAGAAAAAGAGGCUAUAAUAAUGCCAGUGACUGAACCUGAGGAGGAUGUGAUGUCCUCAGAUGAACCAGAAAAAGGAUCUAUAAUAAUGUCAAUAACCAACCUUGAAGAGGAUGUGGUGUCAUCUGCUGAACCAAAAGAAACAGGAAUUCCAUGUGAUAUCCUACCAGAAGUGAGUGUUACUGUUGGGAGUGGACUGCCUGAGGGAAAUGAGAUGUCUGAAGCUCAGGCAGAGGCUGCUGAAAGAGAGGGCUUUGCUGCAGAGGAUAAAGAAAUAGAUGGGCAGAAAGUGACUUCAGUAAAUAUUGAGAAGGAUGAGGAUGAAGAUGAUGAUGUGGAGAGAGAAAAUAAGAAAAUUACUGAAGCAGACAAAGAGUGUGAGCAGCCAUUGGCAGACUCAUCAGACAACAAGGAGAGAAGUACAGGAGAGGACCAGCAACCUUCUGAGUCAGAGAGCCAUGAAGAGGACAUUGUGGCUGAAGCAACUGAAAUGGAAGCAGCGGGAAGCCCAGAACCCACUUCCGAUGAGAUGAAACCAGUAGAUGAAGUGCUGAUGCUCCCCCUAGACCUGGAUGUUUCCACAGGGAACAGUCAGACUGCAGUAGUUGGGGAAUUGGACACAGGAGCUGAACUGCCUGAUCAAGAUCUCAGUGUGCAUCCUGAGGCAGAUUUGAAGGAGGAAGAGAGCUGCAGUGAGGCAACACCUUCACAGUCUUCUGUAAAGUUUGAGAAAGAUUUGACUGGAUCAGAAUGUGAAGAACCAGAGUCGAAACGAAGAAAAGUAGAUUCUUCAGAGAUAUCCAAGGCCCCAAGCCACCCAAAAGAUUUAGAUUUCCUUGUCCCAAAGGCUGGUUAUUUUUGCCAGAUAUGUUCCUGUUUCUGUGUGGAUGAAGCAUCUAUGAAGACCCAUUGCCAGUCUCCACUUCACCAGCAAAAUAUGGAGAAGUUCAUGAUCAAGAAUACUCAGUAGGAAGAGAAAAACAGUGAAGAGGAUGCUGAAGAACAGAGUUCUAGGUGAUAUGAAGAUGGAAAGAGCUUCUACAAACUUGUUUAGUGGUCCAUUCAGUUCUGUGUAUUGUGUUCAUUUUAACUUUAUUUGUUUGCAGACGUUCAUGUUGUAUAUACGUUUGCUCAGUAUAGAUGAAGACUGAUGAGAAUUGUAUGAUGGUUUUUUUAUUGCAGUUUGCAAUUAUGCCAGAAGUGUUUGAAUAAACAUUCUUACUGUGUAGUCA